Messenger RNA from Liolophura sinensis, 4533 nucleotides. Its product is annotated as abasic site processing protein HMCES-like. The record is from RefSeq and is a predicted model, not a curated record. Lineage: Eukaryota; Metazoa; Mollusca; Polyplacophora; Chitonida; Chitonidae. The transcript has 9 exons. The coding region runs from base 76 to 1269 and encodes 397 amino acids. Gene Ontology annotation, molecular function: single-stranded DNA binding. Gene Ontology annotation, biological process: protein-DNA covalent cross-linking repair.
CUUGGUCGCCAUCAUCACAUCUUACAUGUAUAUGUCUUUACGUUGGGAAUAAACAGAGAAGUGUAGUUGAAGAUAAUGUGCGGGCGCACUGCUUGUACCCUUGAUCCUGGAGAAGUUAGAAGGGCCUGCACCUACAGAGAUGGCAAUGGUAAAAGACGUCAGCCCACGUGGAGAGAUGCCCCAGGGGGAAAACAGUAUUACCCAUCGCACAAUGUUGCCCCUGGCUCUUACACUCCAGUCAUGCUGUCCCACAGACAUUUCCAGGGCUCAGGGGAGGUAACUGUGGGACGUGUGCUGAUGCCCAUGCAGUGGGGUCUCGUCCCUUCUUGGCACAAGGGAGACCCCAAGUCUGUGAUGUACAACAUGAACAACUGUCGCAGCGAUGGCAUGUUGCAGAAAAAGAGCUUCAAGGGGCCCUUGGAGAAAGGAAGACGCUGUGUGGUUUUAGCCGAUGGGUUUUUCGAAUGGAAAAGAGACAAAUCUGAAAAACAGCCCUACUACAUUUACUUCCCUCAGCCAUCUUCAAAAAAGCUGGAAGGUGAGAAAUGUGACAUCAAUGUAGAUCUUAAAACAGAGGUCAAAGGUGAAGUCAAAUCAGAGGUCGAAGUUGAAGUCAAACCAGAUGUCAAAGUUGAAGUCAAACCAGAGGUCAAAGAUGAAGUCAAAUCAGAUCAAGCCCAAAGCGGAGUGAAACUGGAGGUCAAAGGUGAAAAUGAUCAAGGUAUAAAGAAAGAAUUUGAAGAAGACAAGGAUGACAAUGUGAAAGUGGAGGAAGAUUGUGGUGAAGGCUGUGAUAAUGGAUCCAGCUGUCAUGAAGAAGAAUGGCAGGGUCCAAGGUUACUGACUAUGGCUGGAGUUUUUGAUGUCUGGAAACCAGCUGAGUCUGCAGAGCCUCUGUACAGUUACAGUAUUAUCACAGUGGAUGCUUCUCCAGCCAUGGCCUGGAUCCACGACAGGAUGCCUGCUUUGUUAAUCAAUGAGGAGGAGAUAGAGCAGUGGCUGGAGUAUGGGGAGGUCCCUCUGAAAAAGGCUGUAGAAGUGAUCCGUCCUGUUGAGUGUGUACAGACUCACCCGGUGUCCACCAUAGUUAAUAACUCCAGGAACAAGUCACCUGACUGUGUAAGACCCAUUGACCUCACGAAGAAGAGUAAGCCGUCUGCCAGCAGCUCUUUCAUGAUGAACUGGCUAGCCAAAGGGAAGAAGGAAUCUCCAGUGAAGAAAUCAGAUGAUGGCCCUCCAGAGAAAAAAUUGAAGAUGGAACAGGCUUGAUCAAGCAACUUGAUAAUCCUGCAGUAUGUGGAUUAUAUGACUUCAUCAUUCUGCGGAAUGUGAAUUUAUGGCCGUGUUGUUUGCUGAUCAUCUGACUUUAUGGCCCUGUGGUUUCUUAAUCAUGUGACUUUAUGGCCAUGUGGUUUGUCGAUUUGACUUUUUGGCCACGUGUUGUGCUGAUCAUGUGACUUUAUUGUCACCUGGUAUGUUGAUCGUGAGACUGUAUGGCCAUGUGGUUUGUUGAUCAUGUGACUUUAUGGCCCUGUGGUUUCUUAAUCAUGUGACUUUAUGGCCAUGUGGUUUGUCGAUUGGACUUUUUGGCCACGUGUUGUGCUGAUCAUGUGACUUUAUUGUCACCUGGUAUGUUGAUCAUGAGACUGUAUGGCCAUGUGGUUUGUUGAUCAUCUGACUUUAUGGCCCUGUGGUUUCUUAAUCAUGUGACUUUAUGGCCAUGUGGUUUGUCAGUUUGACUUUAUGGCCACACGGUAUGUUGAUCAUGUGAAUUUAUGGCCAUGUGGUUUGUUGAUUAUGUGACUUUGUGGCCCUGUGGUUUGUUGAUCAUGUGACUUUAUGGCCAUGUGGUUUGUCGAUUUGACUUUUUGGCCACGUGUUAUGUUGAUCAUGUGACUUUAUUGUCACCUGGUAUGUUGAUCGUGAGACUGUAUGGCUUUGUGGUUUGUUGAUCAUGUGACUUUGUGGCCCUUUGGUUUCUUAAUCAUGUGACUAUAUGGCCAUGUGGUUUGUUGAUUUGACUUUUUGGCCACGUGUUGUGCUGAUCAUGUGACUUUAUUGUCACCUGGUAUGUUGAUCGUGAGACUGUAUGGCCAUGUGGUUUGUUGAUCAUGUGACUUUGUGGCCCUGUGGUUUCUUAAUCAUGUGACUUUAUGGCCAUGUGGUUUGUCGAUUUGACUUUUUGGCCACGUGUUGUGUUGAUCAUGUGACUUUAUUGUCACCUGGUAUGUUGAUCGUGAGACUGUAUGGCUUUGUGGUUUGUUGAUCACGUGACUUUGUGGCCGUGUGGUUUCUUAAUCAUGUGACUUUAUGGCCAUGUGGUUUGUCGAUUUGACUUUUUGGCCACGUGUUGUGCAGAUCAUGUGACUUUAUUGUCACCUGGUAUGUUGAUCGUGAGACUGUAUGGCCAUGUGGUUUGUUGAUCAUGUGACUUUGUGGCCCUGUGGUUUCUUAAUCAUGUGACUUUAUGGCCAUGUGGUUUGUCGAUUUGACUUUUUGGCCACGUGUUAUGCUGAUCAUGUGACUUUAUUGUCACCCGGUAUGUUGAUCGUGAAACUGUAUGGCUUUGUGCUUUGUUGAUCAUGUGACUUUGUGGCCCUGUGGUUUCUUAAUCAUAUGACUUUAUGGCCAUAUUAUUUGUCGAUUUGACUUUAUGGCCAUUUGUUAUGUUGAUCAUGUGACUUUAGUGUCAUGUGGUAUGUUGAUCGUGAGACUGUAUGGCCAUGUGGUUUGUUGAUCAUGUGACUGUGGCCGUGUGGUUUCUUAAUCAUGUUACUUUAUGGCCAUGUUAUUUGUCGAUUUGACUUUAUGGCCAUUUGUUAUGUUGAUCAUGUGACUUUAUUGUCAUGUGGUAUGUUGAUCAUGUAUGCGACUCUUUGAUCAUGUGGCAGAUGUCAAAUUCUCAGUUGAUUGCACACAGUUUUUGUUGAAGCAGAGAUGGUCACAUGAUUUAGAAAAGAGGACGAAGUCAGCUAAAUCUGAAAUUACACCAAAAAGAGACAAAAGUCUCUACCUGCUUAAGUAAAAACAAGUGGCUCAUGUUGCAACUGAUUUGUAAAACAGACCAGGCAAAGAAAUUUGCACGUUUCAGAAAGACACUGUAGCCUUGCACAGUAUUUGCUUUUUUUUUUUUUUUUUUUGAAGUCCAGUUACUUGUUACGGUUAGAUAUUUUGCUGGUAUAUCUUGUAGAUUAUUGUUACUGUAGUUUGAACAUUUACUUUUUUUUGUACAAGGCAUUUAUCUAGAUAUGUAUGUAUACAAUAGCUCACGUUGUUACCAGGCAUUUAUCUAGAUAACCAUGUAUGUAUGUGUACAACAGCUCGCGUUAGUACCAGGCAUUUAUCUAGAUAACCAUGUAUGUAUGUGUACAACAGCUCACGUCAGUACCAGGCAUUUAUCUGGAUAUACAUGUAUGUGCAUUGUAUGUGUACAAUAAGUCACUUUUGUUGAUCAGAUAUGUUCAUGAAUGCAUCAGACCACUCUGUUGUCUAGUAGUUUGUUUUUUUAUUCAGGUGUACUUCAGUGCUAUUUCAGAUGUUUCAUGCAUAUGACAUUCACAGACAUUAAUAGUUUUCUGGAUCCUAAAUUAUAAAAACAUUGUGGUUUUAGAGUUUUAACUGUUUUGGUUCUUUUUAUCUGGCUUGUGUGACUAUUUUUAUUUCAUUGUGGAUGUUCUCAUUACCAUAAUGAAAGCCAUUCUCUGCCUUUUGUUUUAAACAUAUUCUUGCCAAGAUAUGACUGAAAUAUUGCCGAUGUGGCGUUCAGCCAUAAUUAUUCAUUUGUUUACAUCAUUUCUGGUAAAUGACCUAAAAUCUUGCCCCAAAAAUGGUCUUCUGAUAGAUUCAUAUAAUACUCAAGUACAAGUGGUGUAGAAACGAAAGGUUCAUUUUGACUCAAUACUUCAGAACUUUAUUAUGCCAUUCUGAUAAAAUGCUGAAAUAUUGAGUCAGAAUGAACCUUUUGUUCUUUUGAGUUACACUACGUGUGUAUUACGUGAAAUUGUCUUAUUGCACAUAAUGCUGAAUCUUACAAUGAGUACUGUGUAAAACACGAAUCAAAUAAAUACAAUUAGUAUGGCAUCCUGCCUCCCAAACAAACCUCAGAAUGCCUGUUAAAGAUCAUUAUAAUUAUCAAAAUUAUUAAACUUCGUCAUGGGUGAACCAGCCGAUGAUAAUGGAUUCACUUGGGGUCUCCGCAAUUUCCUCCCACCAUCAUGUUGUCGGUCUUCAUGAAAGUGAAUUAUUUUGAGUAUGGUCGCAAAACACCAAACAAAUAAAUAGUUGUGGGUGAAAUUUUGGGUCUUCUCCACACUUUCCAUCACCCAUCAAACUCACGGCUGCUCUGUGGGGUAAAUAUUCCUGACUGAGAGAUCAACAACCAAUCCAUCUGUCCAUCAAUCUGUAUUCUGAACUUGUUCCUAAAUAUCAAAAUCUUAACAACUUCAUCCACAGAAAAACAAAACAUCAUUCCUGAUGUACAUAUAAAAUGUGUAUUGUUAUACUUUAUUAUGUAAUAAAGUUUUAGAAUUUUAA